Messenger RNA from Saxophila tyrrhenica, 912 nucleotides. RefSeq lists its product as uncharacterized. The transcript has 2 exons. The coding region runs from base 1 to 912 and encodes 303 amino acids. The record is from RefSeq and is a predicted model, not a curated record. Lineage: Eukaryota; Fungi; Ascomycota; Dothideomycetes; Mycosphaerellales; Extremaceae. Gene Ontology annotation, molecular function: oxidoreductase activity, acting on NAD(P)H.
AUGAACCUCGACUACAUGCCCAUUCCCGACACCACCCUGGGCUGCGAUUUCUCCGGCACCAUCGAAGACAUCGGAUCCAACGUCACGAAGAAGUGGUCCAAAGGCGAUCGAGUGUCCGGCUGGGUGCUCCAGAAUAACAUCGUCCAGAAAGACGAAGGGUCCUUCGCUGAGUACGUCGUCGCCAAUGGAGAUAUCUGCAUGCGCAUCCCAGGCGGCAUGAGUGACGAGGAGGCGGCUACUUCGGGAGGUGGUGUUGCUACUGUCGGUAUGGGCCUGUGCCGGAACCUAGGCGUGCCUUUGCCGGGAGAAGGUGAAGGUGGCAAAAGAGAGUCGGUGUUGAUUUAUGGCGGAACGAGCGCUACCGCCACGCUUGCGAUCCAGUUCGCGAAGCUUGCUGGUUACGACGUGAUCACAACCUGCUCCGCUCGCAGCUUCGACCACGUCAAGAGCCUAGGCGCCAGCGAAGCGUUCGACUACAAAGAUGCAGAUUGCGCAGCCAAGAUUCGUCAGUACACUCAAGACAGGCUGACCAAGGUGUUCGACACAAUCGCCAAAGACAGCUCACCACAGAUUUGUGCGGCUGCUGUGUCCAGUAAAGGCGGCGUCGUGUCUUCCACGCUUCCGUACCCGGCAGACUUCGGCCGCAGUGAUAUAGAGGCCAAGAUGACCCUGUCUCUUGCGGUCUUCGGGAAGGAGUAUGGGUACGGCGAGCAGGUGUUCCCUGGCAACCCGCCUGACUUCGAAUAUGGGAAGAAGCUGUAUGCUAUUGCUGAGAAGCUGUUGCACGAGGGCAAGCUGAAGGUGCAUACACCGAAGAUCAGCAAUACUGGUCUUGAGGGGGUGCUGAACGAAGGUCUCGAAAUGAUGAAAGCUGGAAAGGCAGGUGGUGUGAAAUUGGUAUAUAAGCUCUGA